AUGACGCUAGCAACACGUUUUGCCGCUGACAUUGGAAAUAGGAAGAUUCCAUAUCGCGAAUACAUUCCACGCCGCAUGACAAGGAGCGACCUUGCUCGCGUCCUAGAGCGAGCGGACGAGUACAGAACCUUCACCAAGUUCCUCGAGCUUCCCACUGAGCUUCGCGUUCAUAUCUACCUGCUGCACUUCGCCGAUCUUCCUCCGGUUCCUAUUUCCACGGAGUCGCCGCCCAUCACGCAAGUCAGCAGCCUGCUCCGCAAGGAGGCACUCCCUCUCUGGUACGAGCCGAAGAAGCUCAUCGUCAAGUUUGUCCAAUACUCGAACGGGAGGUUCAGGUGUAGCGGAGCCAGUGUCUUGCUGCAUGCCCCCAAGAGCGUGCUGCCACACGUCAGAGUCUUCCAAGUCUGCGGCUCGGUUCAAUCUCUCGAGCUGUGCUGGGAGGUUCGAUUGGCGAAAGAGGAAAAGAAAGAAAAGCAAUUGUUCCGCAAGGAGAAGGAGAAGGAAACGCCGCCCUAUGAAGUUAUACAACGGCAUGGUCAGACAGGCUAUGCCAAGCUUCUACGCGUCGCGAACACGAUGGAAUUACGUCUGAGAGGAAUCAUCGAUGAGCGCUUGAGAGUUGGGGGAUGCUUUCAGCCGCAGAAUCUGGAUCAGGAGACAUUUCGAAUGGUCUUUGUUCGAGCUCUCGCUCAGUACAACGAAUAG
Zasmidium cellare ATCC 36951 is the source of this 705-nucleotide messenger RNA. RefSeq lists its product as uncharacterized. The transcript is spliced from 2 exons. Lineage: Eukaryota; Fungi; Ascomycota; Dothideomycetes; Mycosphaerellales; Mycosphaerellaceae. The coding region runs from base 1 to 705 and encodes 234 amino acids. The record is from RefSeq and is a predicted model, not a curated record.